AUGGGUUUAAGCUUUUUCGUCCAAUCAACUUGCUUAUUUUCCUUGCUUGUAUCCCUUACCCUAGUAGUUGGUGACGAGAAAAGGGUUUUCGAUGUGACAAAUUAUGGUGCUCGUGGAGACGGAAGAACAGAUAACAGCAAGGCCUUUAUUGAUGCAUGGAAUGGAGCUUGCCAAAACAUAGGAGGUGGUACGGUGCUGUUCCCAAAAGCAGGCACAUUCAUGGUGGCUCCGGUGGUUCUUCGAGACAUUGCGGUUGGAUUUUGUCACGAAAGGAAACAUAGACAGCAUAACAUCGCUCAACAGCAAAAACACCCACAUCAAUCUUUUCGCACGCAAGGCGUGUUUAUUCCCAACGUCAAGAUAUUAGCUCCGGGAAACAGUCCCAACAACGAUGGAAUCCACAUUGGCAGCUCACAGAACAUCUAUAUUGUAGAUUCACAUAUAUCCACCGGAGACGAUUGCGUCUCUGUUCUCCCCCGAUCGAAAUACAUUAACGUCACCGGUGUUCAAUGCGGUCCAGGCCAAGGAAUAAGCAUUGGAAGCCUGGGCAAAGGUGAUGGUGACACUGUUACUGACUUGUAUGCAACAAACAGCGGAUUUACGGGUACUCAGAACGGUGUGAGAAUCAAAACAUGGUCUGUGAAUUCUAAACCUGGAAGUGUCUCUCGUGUUGCGUUUGAGCACAUUGAAAUGGCGGGACAAUCCCAUCAUUAUUGA
Molecule: messenger RNA, 717 nt
Organism: Argentina anserina (silverweed cinquefoil)
Lineage: Eukaryota; Viridiplantae; Streptophyta; Magnoliopsida; Rosales; Rosaceae
Product: probable polygalacturonase At2g43860
Exons: 3
Coding region: 1-717 (238 amino acids)
Biological process (GO): carbohydrate metabolic process
Molecular function (GO): polygalacturonase activity
Source: RefSeq, a predicted model, not a curated record